CCGUGUCUCUGGGCGGGGGUGCUGUGUGGUGGAGGAGCACAGUUUCCGUCAAACGGAGGAGCAGGGAAAGGGAGACGGGCGAGAAACAUGACACGAAAUCGCCCAUGUGAAGGGUUUCACCUUGAAGGAAUAAAAAAUUUCCCUCCAGUUACGAGAGCGACGAGCGUAGGAGGACAAUAAGUGUGAAAAGAAAGCGGAAACAAACGGAAGAAGAGGCCCCGUCAAGAAGCAAAGGCGUCUGACAGAAAGCUCAGGAACUGAACUCCGGAUUUGUUUCUUCUUUGUUGUUAUUGUGAGGCGACACAGAAGUUUUUUUUUUGUUUGGUUGGGUGCAGUUAAAUAGAGCUGUGAUUUAAUUUGAGUGUUUUUUUUUCUCUCUCUCUCUUUUGUUUGUUUGUUUUGUUUUUGUUUUUAAUCUCGGGAGUGCUGAUUUCUUCCUGGAUCGUGUCACGCUGUUCUAAUGCAGACGGUCGUGUCGUGUGCAUUUCUUCCACACGGGAAACAUUUGGCAUCUGGACCCCAAACACUGCACCCAAACUUCUCCUGACGUCUCCCGAUCCAUUCCCCAGCUUUGCCUCCAAGAGAAAGGGGAGUGGAGCUGAGCUGCAGCGUCCGCUUGUUUUGUUUUGGUACUUCUCUUUGGUCUUGGGAGUCGCUCCUGGCUGGACUGUGAAGGUCCACUUCGAGAGAAACUUUUGCCCGGAGCUACACCUCUUGUGUGACGGCAACAAGUUGCAUCGCCCCCGGAUUGGUUUUUGUUUACACGUGUUUCAUGCAACUGCUUGUCACACGGGAGACGUCCAUUGUUGGUCUGGAUUACAAAAGGGCUCAUCCUCACCGCUCGGCGGCUGCUGCAGUCGCGUGAAGACGAGCUGAGUGGCUUGGACGCGCCUCCGAGCUCGGUGACAUUGCCGGCGUGAGGCCGUUUGUGUCACAGGAUUAACCUGAGCGAUAACACCACUCUGCACUGCCCUACUCUGUCCAGUGACGCGUCCUCUCCCUCCCCUACCUCCCUCCCUCCCCACCCCCCACCUCCCAUCUCCCAUCUCCCAUCUCCCCCACCCCCCAAGAAAGCACCAGUAUUUGGAGCUAUUUUUACAUUAAGGGAUGGGGUAAAAGCAGGCAGUUGGAAACCCAACUCCCCUCCAGCUCCUUGUGUUCCAGCCAUUUGUCACCCCCACCUCGCUCAGCCCAACUUGGCAGUAUGCUGGGCGAGCCUGGUUUGCAAAGACUGGACAUAUAGCUAGUUAAGAACAGCAGAAAUCAGAUCAAACAUCUUAUGCUGCAUAAUACAAAAAUCAUCUUGAACCGUGCUGAUCAUGUAGUCUUGGUGACCUGGAGAUACAAGCAGACCUGAAAGUCCAAGGCUGCACUGACCGUAUAAAUUGUGGAUUACUACAGGAGAAGAUGGAUGGAGAAAGAGUUUACUUGUGGCUAACCUUGCCCUGGACUAAGUGAACCUAUCGGAAGCAAGGGGAGUUUAGCUGGACAUUUAGCUCAAAACUCUAAACAAGCAUAGGUGUUAAGAUAUAAAGGCCUACGUUUGACUACCUAGGAGAUCAGUCACCAGCGAACUGCAAGUGCGACACAUUUCCAGCACACAUAAAGAAUGCAUGAAACUGCCAAAACAAGUUUAACAAAAAGCUAACCUGACUAACCAAAUGUUCUAUUCCCCUCCACCCCUCAUAUCCACAGAGAAACCCUAUAUGAGAGAUCUAUAUCUAUAACUCCACAGAAAGACAGAAUUUACAUCUUUUAUAUUUUUACUUGAGAUACGAGCUGCCUGUACACCGGUCGGUUGCCUUAGAAACCACAGUCACAAAAGAAUUAUUUAAAAGAAAAUAAAGAAAAAAAUAAAAAAUACAAGCCAGAGAAGACGGUGCCUUUUGAUUGGUUGGUCGGUUUCCCACCAUUUCAAGAUUCAUUUGUUUAGUUGGAUGUAACCUGCUGAAGGAAGCUGUGGGAUUGGGAAAACUCACAUGAUGAUAGUUACAUGACCCCUCCCACCACCACCACCACCACCGACAAGAUCUACCGAUUUUUAUUUUAUUUUUUAUUUUUGAGAGCGUUUUGAUUGACUGCAUCAUUUCCCUGCUGGAUUGAACAUUUGCCAAGCCUUUUCCAUGGUUGUCACGUCCUCUGUGGAAGAAAAGACUGUUCCCUCACGCAGGAUGGUCCAGUCAGAACCUUGGAUCACCUCAACCCUGCUUCGCAAGAAUAAGAGUGUAAGCAGCUCAGGAUGUCCGCCCACCUCCUCCUCCUCCUUCUCCUCCUCCUCCUCCUCCUCCUCCUCCUCCACUGCCCAGGGCUUCUCCCUCGCUGAGCCAGCCAUGACCAGCCAGCACACUCAUACACACCCCUCCUUCAGCUCCAUCCACUCCAUGGCCGAGCAGCAGCAGGUGCUGACUGAUAUGACCAUACUCCAGCGGAGGAUCCCCCCUAGUUUCAGAGACCCUGCCAGCGCCCCAUUGAGGAAACUCUCUGUUGACCUCAUCAAAACUUACAAGCACAUCAAUGAGGUGUACUAUACUAAGAAGAAGCGGCGGGCCCAGCAGGUCCCUCCUGAGGACAGCAGCACGAAGAAGGAGAGAAAAGUCUAUAACGAUGGUUACGAUGACGACAACUACGACUACAUUGUCAAAAAUGGAGAGAAGUGGCUGGACCGCUAUGAGAUAGACUCAUUGAUCGGAAAGGGCUCCUUCGGACAGGUGGUGAAGGCCUACGACCACCACGAGCAGGAGUGGGUCGCCAUUAAGAUCAUUAAGAACAAAAAGGCAUUUUUAAACCAGGCACAGAUUGAACUACGCCUGCUGGAGCUCAUGAACAAACAUGACACUGAGAUGAAAUAUUACAUAGUCCACCUGAAGCGUCACUUUAUGUUUAGGAACCAUCUCUGUUUGGUGUUUGAGUUGUUGAGCUACAACCUGUACGAUCUGCUGAGGAACACCAACUUCAGAGGAGUCUCCCUCAACCUCACCAGGAAAUUUGCACAGCAGCUCUGUACAGCAUUAUUAUUCCUGGCAACUCCAGAGCUGUCAAUCAUCCACUGCGACCUGAAACCAGAGAACAUCUUGCUAUGUAACCCCAAGAGAUCUGCCAUCAAAAUAGUUGACUUUGGAUCCUCCUGUCAGCUUGGACAGAGGAUCUACCAGUACAUCCAGAGCAGGUUCUACCGCUCUCCUGAGGUUCUGCUGGGGAUGCCAUAUGACCUGGCUAUCGACAUGUGGUCUCUGGGAUGCAUCCUAGUGGAGAUGCACACGGGAGAGCCCCUCUUCAGCGGCUCCAAUGAGGUUGACCAGAUGAAUAAGAUUGUGGAGGUUCUGGGGGUUCCACCCAGCCACAUGCUGGAUGCAGCUCCUAAAGCCAGGAAGUAUUUUGACAAGCUGUCAGACGGUCUAUGGACAGUGAAGAAGAACAAGGAUGUCAAGAAGGAGUACAAGCCCCCAGCCACACGGCGUCUUCAUGAGAUUUUGGGUGUAGAGACUGGGGGCCCCGGGGGCAGGAGGGCAGGAGAGCCAGGACAUGCCCCCUGUGAUUACCUGAAAUUUAAAGACCUGAUCCUACGCAUGCUGGACUACGACCCGAAGAGCCGCAUCACGCCAUUCUACGCCCUGCAGCACAACUUCUUUAAGAAGACGACAGAUGAAGGAACCAACACCAGUUCAUCUACAUCCACCUCUCCUGCAAUGGACCACUCCCAUUCAACCUCCACUACUAGCUCUGUUUCUAGCUCUGGUGGCUCAAGUGGUUCUUCCAAUGAUAACCGCAACUACCGCUACAGUAACCGCUACUACAACUCAGCUGUUACACAUUCAGACUAUGAGAUGACCAGCCCUCAGGCUCCCUCCCAGCAGCAGAUGAGGAUGUGGCCAGGCAGUGAUGGUGGAGGUGGGGGUCAGGACCCAGCAUACACCCAGUUGCUGCUCCACAAGCCUGCUGCCUCCCAACCACACCAGCGCCACUUCUUGGACCCACCCCAUCACCCCCACCCAACUUACUCACACCACGGGAACGGUGGUCGCGGCCUGAGGCAGGCGGGACAGACGGGCAUCGGCGGAGGUGGGGGGGGGGGGCAGCAGGAAUCCUCACCCCAGAUGAGUGACAGCAUGGAUGUGGGUGUGUCCCUAGGACUGCACCACUUGGGGGCGGUGUCUUCCAUGGAGGCCUCUCAGUUUGGCUCUGCAUCUCUGCCCCUCGCUCUGCCACUUGGACUGUCUGCCUUCCGGACUCGGACAGCCCCCAGCGCCCCAGGGCAACAAGCCCCACCCCCUGAGGACUACUACCCCGCCUCCAACAACAAUAACCCCGCUGCGGGGGGCAGAGGGAGGCCAGACUCAGACGAGGGGCCGGCCAAUUCUUGAUAAAACCUGAAACAUGCCCUAAAGCCAUACAAUUUUAACUGCAACUACAACAACUACACACACACAUACACAGACACAGACACAGACACACACACAUACACAGACACACACAGACAAGAGUCCAGAGACAAAGAGGUGAACUUUGUGCUCAAGUCGACGGUUCGUACUGCAUGAGAGGAGGAGGAGGAGGAGGAAGGAGGAGGAUACUGCGAAGAAGAAGAAAAAAAAAAAAAACUCGCCAUUUAUCCAUUUAGUUUGUUGUCCUCGUUGCGACUGUAAUUGGAAUGAUUGUGACGAGAUUGUUUUUAUUAACAUUAUUGUUGAUUAAUUCUAUUUUAUUUUU
Mugil cephalus (flathead mullet) is the source of this 4704-nucleotide messenger RNA. It is a transcript of the gene dyrk1b, whose product is annotated as dual-specificity tyrosine-(Y)-phosphorylation regulated kinase 1B. The coding region runs from base 2124 to 4361 and encodes 745 amino acids. Gene Ontology annotation, cellular component: nucleus. The record is from RefSeq and is a predicted model, not a curated record. Gene Ontology annotation, biological process: positive regulation of DNA-templated transcription; peptidyl-serine phosphorylation; protein autophosphorylation. Gene Ontology annotation, molecular function: ATP binding; protein serine/threonine/tyrosine kinase activity; protein serine/threonine kinase activity. The transcript has 13 exons. Lineage: Eukaryota; Metazoa; Chordata; Actinopteri; Mugiliformes; Mugilidae.